GCACCGCGAGUCUGCGCGCACGCAUUCCGCAAUCGGUCGCGAUCUAUCCGCACGUAGCCACACUCACGCCGUGUCCGGACUUGCAAAAUGUUCGUAACUAACCAGUGACAAUAGAAAUUGUGUUGUUUUCGAAGAAAUAAAUACUUUUUACAUUCUGUAACAAUGGCGAUCAUAACAAUAAAAUUUUUGGAUGUGGUGCCCGUGAGGUUUAACCUCUGGAUUAUGCUGUUCACCAGCUGCUGGGUGGCGUACAUGCUGCGAGUCAACAUGAGCCUCAACCUGAUCGCAAUGGUGCCGCAGGAAAAGGGAAAUGCAUCAUCGCGAUCGCAAUGCGGCGCUAAAGAUGAUGCUGUGACAAAUGAAACUCUUCACCAUGUUGACAUCACUGACGUCAGAGAAGCACCCAGGCAGGUACCGGGCGGGGAGCAGUUUGACUGGUCAGCCGAGCAACAAGCUCUCAUUCUCGGAGCUUACUUUUGGUGUUAUCCUGUGACGUCACUGGUGGGCGGCAUGGCAGCCGAGCGCUGGGGGCCAAGAUACGUGGUCCUCUUCAGCACCCUGGCCAGUGCAGUAAUGACGUUUUUAUCGCCAGUAGCAGCGAGAUUGAAUCAUGUAGCCUUGAUUGUGAUAAGAUUCUUGCUUGGAUGUGCUGGGGGUUUUAUAUACCCAUCGCUACACGUGCUGGUGGCACGAUGGGCACCACCUGCUGAGAAAGGAAAAUUCGUAAGCGCUAUGAUGGGAGGAACAUUAGGUACUGUGGUUACCUGGUCGCUCACGGGUCCUCUCAUGGAGAAGUUCGGGUGGGCGUCAGCUUUUUAUGUGCCUGGUGCCCUCACCUUGCUCUGGUGUGUCUUUUGGUGGUACUUAGUCGCUGACACACCUUCAGAUCACCCCCGGAUCACAGACGCUGAAAGGAAAUAUAUUUUAGAGGCACUCGGAGACAAGGUCAAGAAAUCAAAGGGGUUGCCUCCAUUCAAAAGUAUAAUUACAUCAUUUCCUUUCCUGGCCAUGGUGGUCCUUCAUUAUGGUAACCUGUGGGGACUAUACUUUAUUAUGACAGUCGGACCAAAGUUCGUUUCAAGUGUACUGGGUUUUGAACUGUCCGCUGCUGGAGUAGUAUCCGCGUUGCCUUAUCUUGCAAGAAUGUUCUUGGCAACCAUAUUUGGCGCGAUAGGAGAUUGUAUAUUGGCAAGGAAUAUGAUGACGACAACUACAAUAAGAAAAUUCUUUUGCCUCUUCUCCCAUAUUCUCCCGGGAGUUCUGUUGGUUCUGCUGGUGUAUGCCGGAUGCUCAACGGUACUAUCCGUGGCGCUGAUCACAAUGUCAAUGGGAUGCAACGGGGCUGCGACGCUCACAAACUUACAAAACCAUCAGGAUCUUGCUCCUAACUAUGCCGGUACCCUGUACGGGGUAGCCAAUUUUGUUGGAAGCACCGCUGGUUUCUUCACGCCAAUGAUUACAGCUUAUUUCACCAGAAAUGGGAACAGUUUCGAGCAUUGGCGUCCUGUUUUCUUUGUUGGAGCCUCAGUAUACGUAGUAUCUGCAAUUUUCUUUAUACUGUUUGGCACGGGCAAUAUACAGCCAUGGAACUUUGGCAGAGAAGAUACUACUGAAGGGAAAGAAGACAAAGAGAAGAAUGGUGAUCUCAAAGAUAUGAAUGGAACUGCUCCAAAGAAAUUAGAUGGAAAAGACGUAAAAGAAACUUCAUUAAACGUUGUAGGCUAAUCAUUUUAAUCCGUAGACAGGUUAUUAUCACUUUUAGAAGAACAGUGAAUUAAUUAAUUUGUAACGGAUGUGUAAAACUUGUAAUUUAUGCAGAUUCUUAGUUUUAAUUGCCUAUGAAUUUAUUCUAAACUAUGACUGGACUCAAAAGUAGCGAACGUGAACGACGUGUGGCUGAUUUUAAUU
Messenger RNA from Ostrinia nubilalis (European corn borer), 1908 nucleotides. RefSeq names its product sialin-like. Gene Ontology annotation, biological process: monoatomic anion transport; transmembrane transport. Gene Ontology annotation, cellular component: membrane. Gene Ontology annotation, molecular function: transmembrane transporter activity. The record is from RefSeq and is a predicted model, not a curated record. Lineage: Eukaryota; Metazoa; Arthropoda; Insecta; Lepidoptera; Crambidae. The coding region runs from base 163 to 1725 and encodes 520 amino acids. The transcript has 7 exons.